CCCGCUUAUUUUUUAUAAGCCAAUUUCCCUUUCUGGGACCUCGUGGCCCAUCCCGUCUAUUGUAAUCCGUCUCUCCCACCCUCGCUGCCCACCUAAUUCAGACGAAUCCUGGUUCUCAUCCAAAGUCCCAUGUACUGCUUUCUCCACCCCGCUCGCCCCUCUGACAAAACUUUACUCGAAAGACCAGAGCAAAGCAGCCCUUCUACUACGUGGAGAGCGGAAGAGGUGGGAGGAGAGACAUCAAGGGGGUCUUAACGAUGACUGAUGGACCCCAGACUCCGGCUUUCAGCUGCACUAGUGACGGCGGCGGCGGCGGCAACACAGCAGCAGCAGUGUAAGAAUAACGGAGCCCGACAGUUGCGUGCCUAUGGGGCUCGAGGGACGGAGGCUUCCGAGCAGCCCUCCCAGCUGUCCCUUCCGGAUUGCGCUCCGGGUGCCCCGGGACCAGGUAGCCCAGGGAGCGGCGAGCCAGUGCAGGGUCACCGCGACUUCUCCCUGGGAAACGGACUCGUUGGCCGAGGAAUGAGCGCAGCUCGAGGUCUUUCUUAUGGUUCCUGGUGACUACACAUCCUCCCACGCUUGCUCAUUACAGCAGUUAGUGCUUCACAGAGGUCCUGCAAUGGACAUUUACUGCAAGCUCUAGUUCCAAAACAGAAUCCAGGAAAUAUUUCUGACCAAGAGCUGGAUGAACAAGAAGUUCAAGGGGGGGUACUAAAGAGAGGAAAAGAAGCCCAUAAAAGAUGAGAAAAGCUGAAUGCUUGCCAAACAUAUUUAGGAAAAUUAUGGAUAGGCACCAAAUGUCCCAUUUACAUUGUAUGAACACUCUCCUUUUGGUGCUUAUUUGGACUGGCAUUGCAACGGCACAGAAGGACUGCACAGGUGUGGAGUGUAAGCAGCCAGAAAAUUGCAUUGAAGAAGUUCUAGAACCUGGAGAAUGCUGUGCCUCUUGUCUGCAGCAUGGCUGCACUUGCGAAGGAUACCAGUACUAUGACUGUGUGAAUGUGGGCUUUAUCAAUGGAAAAGUGCCUGAAGGACAGUCCUACUUGGUCGACUUUGGAAGCACUGAAUGUUCUUGUCCCAAAGGUGGGGGUAAAAUCAGCUGCCAGUUUAUGUUAUGCCCAGACCUUCCACAAAACUGCAUUGAUGCUGUUCUACCAGCAGAUGGAUGUCCCCAAUGUGGAAGAAUAGGCUGUGUCCACGAAGACCAGAAAUAUGCUGCAGGACAUACAUUCCACAUGCCUACGUGCAAAGUGUGUCAUUGCCCUAAUUCUGGCGGUGACCUCAUGUGCUAUCAACUCCCAGAUUGCAAUGAAUCCAUGUUAACCUCCCCUAAUCCAUCUGAUACCGUGGAACUAGAACAGCACUACGAUGAUCCCUACAGUUACGACCAAGGGGCACCAGAAGGAGAUGCCACUCAGGUGGAGCCACCCAAAAAGAAAAAGUUCUACAGUUAUUCAGCACAUAUGGAGCAAGAGAGCACAGGCCAAGAACAAAGUGAGGAUUAUGACUACCUUGCAAGCAGUGUUACUCCCCCUUCACUGACUCAGUCUAUUUCAGACCCAGCAAGGCAGCAACAAACAAGCACAGAUAUUCCUCUCCUAAACCAUCCAGAAAAAAGGAGCAACAAUGCAAAUAGCAAGGUCAGGAUGAAUACAAGCACACUAUCAACAACCAAAGUACCACAAAGAUAUAAGAUGACCACCACAAAUAGUAUUUUAAAGGAAGAAGUCGUGGCAACCACUGAGACGGCCUGGAAUGCGGCAGAAGUCGAGAGACAAAACGCGAUCAGCCAUGAGAGAAUUGAGCAAGGAGAAACUUCCCAUUUUAGGAUCAAACUGAACGUGAAGAAAGACCAGAUAUCAAAAGUACCCAAAUUAUUGGAUUUCAAGGAAUCCAAAGGAGAUAACUUCCCUGAAGUCAAAUUUAACCCAACGCCUUCAUCGCUGAUUGCCCUGAAAGAAGAUCACAAUUGGAUAGCCCCCAAACAAUCUCAAACACUUUAUCAUUACCAGCCUGAUGAAGAUGUGGAUCCCAACUCUGUUCACACAACCUCCAAAUUGUCAGCAGCUUUGCAGACUCCCAAAACAAGAUAUCAUAAGAACGUUUCCUCCUAUGGAGAAGUAGAGACAGCCAAUUCAGCAAAAGAUUUAAUUGAAACUUGCUGUGGUGCUGGACAACAAUGGGCCAUUGAUAACAAUGAAUGUAUGGAAAUUCCAGUAAGCAGAACAGGUGGUGAUAUUUGCAGAAUUGCUCAAAAGCAGUGCUGUGUCUCGUACUUAAAGGAGAAUAGCUGCAUUGCUGGCAUGAUUGCUGCCAGAGAAGGUGAUUUGUGUGGAUCAGAUGAAAGCGACACCUGUGGAGGAUCAUUUUAUAAGGCAAGAAUCUAUGUGGCAUCCUUGCUAAUACAAACCAGCUUACACUUGGACCAUUUUAAACCUUUGGUGUGGGUUUUUUUUUUUUUUUUACUUAGUUGCAGAGCAUCAUGGGUAGGAAAUAAUUUUUAAAAGUUACUUAGCUAAGCAGUUUGGCUGUUUGCCUCUAUUUCAGAGCUUAGGCCAGAUGUACAUUUUAUCUAGCUGAUAAGAAUUUAAUUAGUGCUUUGCUUAAGCAGUCUGUCUCCACUAUUCUAGUUAACAGCGUGACAGGAUUUUUUUUAAAAAAACAACACGAUCACAUUAUAGAUAAAUUGUUGAGUUCCACAUGUGGUUAGACAUAUAUAUUGGCUUAAAAGUAAACUUAGCAAUUAACCUGAUUUAAACUUUAAAAAUAUUUUAUCUGAUUAUAUUAUUCUUUGUAAAGGUGGUGUCUGGCAAAACCUGCAAUACAGCUUAGUUACUGCAUCGCAAGGUCUGAUUUCUUACGUGUGAAACCUUUUCUUCCAGAUCUUAACCAUAUUUAAGAUUUCAAAAUUAAUACUGAGCACAGAAUAAUUUUGAUUGAUUACAUACCAUGAAAUUGAUAUUGACUCUUAGUGACCAUAUAUAUAUAUUUUUUUCCCCUGAAGAUUUGUUCCUGGUCCUUAAGAUCUUGCAAUGGUGACCCUUUGAGAGCUGUAUGCAAUGAAAUUUCAUUUU
Crotalus tigris (Tiger rattlesnake) is the source of this 3074-nucleotide messenger RNA. Its product is annotated as fibulin-2-like. The transcript is spliced from 8 exons. Gene Ontology annotation, cellular component: extracellular region. The record is from RefSeq and is a predicted model, not a curated record. Bases 741 to 2504 code for a protein of 587 amino acids. NCBI's taxonomy places the organism in Eukaryota, Metazoa, Chordata, Lepidosauria, Squamata, Viperidae.